AUGGCGACCGACCUCCCUGCGCAAGUAUUAGACCUCCUCUCCUCCACCGAUGACCCAAUUCUCUCUACCAAUAACUUCCCCACCGUGCCCACAAUUGCUUUAAAAAGCGCUCUGGAUCGACUUAGAUCCAGAGACAUGAUCAUAUAUGAAACGAUUGAACAGGAGGAAGCAGUAUUAUUGCCAGAAGCUGAAGGAAUAGCAGCAAAUGGCAGCCAUGAAGCCAAGGUGUUUGAAGCUGUGAGAGCAGCACUCAAUGGUCUGAAAAUAGCGGAUCUACCAGAUGUAGUUGGCAAGGAGGCCGCGAAAGUUGGGGCUGGAAAUGCAUUUAAGAAGGGAUGGAUUAAGAAAGAUAAGGAUCUUUUGAGGUCGGCCACAGAUUCAAUCGAAGACACCACUCGGGAGCAACUUGUGGUUAUACAGAAGACAAAAACGUACCCCGAUCCUAAAGUCUUAGCGGACUUGCGAAAGCGGAAACUUCUCACAAUGCAGAAAGUUUUAAGUUUCAGAAUAUCAAAAGGGCCUAAAUAUGCGAGAGAGCUUGUCAAGGAGGAAACCGAUCUUACAGUUGACAUGCUUUCGAAUGGAUCAUGGAAAACGGCAAAAUUUAAGCCUUACAAUUUCAAUGCUAAGGGCGCGUUAACACCCAGCGGUGCUCUGCAUCCACUGAACAAGGUGCGCCAGGAAUUUAGACAUAUUUUCUUCGAGAUGGGUUUCGAGGAGAUGCCAACCAAUCGUUAUGUCGAGACCGGCUUCUGGAAUUUUGACGCUCUCUAUGUCCCUCAACAACACCCUGCCCGUGACCUUCAAGAUACCUUUUAUAUCUCAGACCCCGCCAGGGCAGAUAAGCCACGUGAAGAUGAUCUCUCUGACAUUCACGUCGCAAAUGCUGGAAGAGCAACGGGGGGAUCUUCGAACACCGGCAAAACCAAGCCUCUCGACUAUGAGCAAUACUGGAACAACGUACGCGCUGUACAUGAAUCUGGUAAAUUCGGGUCAAUUGGCUACCGGUAUCCAUGGGAUCCCGAAGAAUCGCUCCGCCUCGUCCUUCGAACCCACACCACCUCUGUUUCCACUUAUAUGCUGCACAAACUAGCUGCAAACCCUCGACCGGCCAGGUAUUUCAGUAUUGACCGGGUGUUCCGAAACGAGGCAGUUGAUGCUACACAUCUUGCAGAGUUCCACCAGGUUGAGGGUGUGAUCGCUGAUUUUGGUCUCACGCUGGGUGGCUUGAUUGGCUUCAUGGAAGUCUUCUUUGCCAAGAUGGGAAUUCACGGGCUUAGAUUCAAGCCGGCAUAUAACCCUUACACAGAGCCGAGUAUGGAGAUUUUUGGUUACCAUGAUGGCUUAGGAAAGUGGGUAGAGAUCGGCAACAGCGGGAUGUUUAGACCGGAAAUGUUGGAGUCAAUGGGUCUGCCACAAGAUAUGAGAGUGUAUGGAUGGGGAUUGAGCUUGGAACGACCUACUAUGAUCAAAUAUGGCGUAAGCAACAUUCGUGAAUUGCUUGGGCACAAAGUAGAUCUCAACUUCAUCGAAACGAAUCCGGCAGUCCGGCUCGAAAAGGAUUAG
Molecule: messenger RNA, 1566 nt
Organism: Histoplasma mississippiense
Lineage: Eukaryota; Fungi; Ascomycota; Eurotiomycetes; Onygenales; Ajellomycetaceae
Product: phenylalanyl-tRNA synthetase alpha chain
Exons: 2
Coding region: 1-1566 (521 amino acids)
Biological process (GO): phenylalanyl-tRNA aminoacylation
Cellular component (GO): phenylalanine-tRNA ligase complex; cytoplasm; cytosol
Molecular function (GO): tRNA binding; ATP binding; phenylalanine-tRNA ligase activity
Source: RefSeq, a predicted model, not a curated record